AUGCAUAGAAGAACGGACGGUCCAUAUCCUCUUGACGACACCGACAAGCUCGAAGAGGCUAGCUUAGCCAAGUUUGAGGCUUACUUGGCCAAGCACCCGAACAACUCUAACUGCACGCUCGAAAAUGCUGCAAGGAGAUAUGAGUGGAGUGACCUCUCGGAAGGACAAAGAAAGGAAUACAUCGCAGCUGUUUUGUGUCUGCAGAAAAAGCCUCCCAUUUCUCCACGAGACAAGUAUCCUGGAGCUUUGAAUCGAUUCGACGACUUUGUAGCUACGCACGAGUCAAUGGCUCCAGAGUUGCAUUCAACGCCACAUCUUUUCACGGCCCAUCGAUUGUACAUCUGGGCAUACGAGAAAGCUCUCCGCGACGAAUGCGGAUAUACAGGGUAUCAACCAUAUUGGAACUGGGCGCGAUAUGCUGCAGAUCCAAUAAACUCGCCCCUUUUUAACGGCAAUGACUCAAGCAUGGGCGGAAACGGACUUCCAAGUGAAUAUCCCGGAAUACCAUCUAUGAGCUUCAAGCCACCGUACGAUAUGAUCCCAUCAGCCGGCGGUGGUGGUUGUGUGACUGAAGGACCAUUCAAAGAUAUGGUUGUUAGCUUAGGACCGUUCGGGAAGAUUGUUAAUGACUUACCUCCGAAUCCACGUGCCGACAACUUUGGGUCUAAUCCCCGGUGCUUACGACGAGAUGUCAAUAAGUACUCUGCCGCAGUUACUUUUGACAACUACACUUAUUCUUUGAUCACCGAGAAUAAUAACAUUGAAGACUUUCAAGCCAACAUGCUAGGAAAUGCUAGCAGGAACGACUGGGGAGUGCAUAUGGGCGGGCACUAUACGAUUGGCGGAGAUCCUGGAGGCGACUUCUACUCAUCUCCUGGCGACCCUGUUUUCUACUUCCAUCAUGGUAUGAUUGAUCGAAUCUGGUGGAUUUGGAAGAUGCAAGAUCCCGAAAAUAGAAUGAAUGUCCUCUCUGGGAAUCCAAGCAAGGGUGACACCGUCGAUUUGAAGUGGACGGCCCCGAAAUCCAAGACGUGGGAUAUGAUGAAUCCCAUUGGAGGGAACAAUGGCGAUUUCUGUUACAUCUAUGUCUAG
Molecule: messenger RNA, 1092 nt
Organism: Glarea lozoyensis ATCC 20868
Lineage: Eukaryota; Fungi; Ascomycota; Leotiomycetes; Helotiales; Helotiaceae
Product: Di-copper centre-containing
Exons: 6
Coding region: 1-1092 (363 amino acids)
Molecular function (GO): oxidoreductase activity
Source: RefSeq, a predicted model, not a curated record